Messenger RNA from Bactrocera dorsalis (oriental fruit fly), 3145 nucleotides. It is a transcript of the gene Rlip, whose product is annotated as ralA-binding protein 1. The transcript is spliced from 5 exons. Gene Ontology annotation, molecular function: small GTPase binding; GTPase activator activity. The record is from RefSeq and is a predicted model, not a curated record. The coding region runs from base 78 to 2117 and encodes 679 amino acids. Lineage: Eukaryota; Metazoa; Arthropoda; Insecta; Diptera; Tephritidae. Gene Ontology annotation, biological process: small GTPase-mediated signal transduction.
AAAAAGUUCUUGUUUAUUAAUAAAUAUUAGGGAUAAAUUAUCUCUGAUAAAUAUAAUAGUGGUUCCAUAAACAAAUUAUGGAUUUCGACAGCCCUGAUGUUGAGAAAGAUUUUCCUGGUUUAUAUGCUUCUGAAGGUGGGGAUGGAAAAUCUAAAAAGAGCAAAGAAGAUAGUGAUUAUAGUGAGGGUGAACACGAUAAAGUAAGUAAAAAAGAUCUACUAAUUGGUAGGCGCAAAGAUAAAAAGGAAAAGGGCAAAGAUCGGGGAUAUGCAGCUUUAGAGGGUGAAAGCUCUCCAGAAGAGGAGUUGGAUGCGAAAAGUCCUUCGAAGUCAAAAAAGUUGAAAACCUUUAAAUUCAGUUCGUCCAAAAGCAAGGAGAAACGAGAAAAGUCGCGUGAUAAAGAUAAAUCAGACAGGGAUUUCCGGGAGGAAGAAAAGCCAAAAGAAAAAGAGAAGACUGAAAAAGAAAAGGAACUCAAAAAAAGAGACAAAGACCGUAAGGAAAAGGAAAGGAAAGAGAAAAUCAAGGAUAAGGAUAAAGAAAAGGAAAAAAAGGACAAAAAAGUUAAACAGGCCAGCAAUGCUUCUGAAGAAUUGUUAGAAUUGGGCGAUGUUCAGCCUGUUUUUGGUGUAUCAAUUAGUCUAGCAACUGAACGGAGUCGUUGCCAUGAUGGUGUUAAUUUGCCUCUUGUUGUGCGCGAUUGCAUUGACUACCUUCAGGAGCACGCAUUGAAGAAUGAUCAAAUAUACAAAGUAGAACCAUUGAAGACACGCGUACAACACUUUAAAAGACUGUAUAAUAACAGAGAACGACAAACAGAUACAGAUGAACUAGAUAUAGCAACAGCAUGCGCUUUAUUGAAGUUAUUUUUACGAGAACUGCCAGAACCGAUUUUGACCACAGACUUAAUAUCUAAUUUUGAGGAUGCAGCAUCAAUUAACUCCCAGAAUAAAGAAGAUGAGCUUAAAAAAUUGCUUGAACUACUACCCAGUUGCAACAGAACUCUACUCACUUGGAUAUUAUUACAUUUUGAUUCGGUAAUUAAACAUGGCAAGCACAAUAAAUUAACGAUUGAAUCAUUGGCGAUGCUAUUAAGUCCCCCUAUGCAGAUGUCACAUCGUUUAUUAGUUGCAUUUUUAUCUCACACUGGAAAUUUGUUUACAAAUUUUUCCCUUAUCAAAUACGUACCACCAAUAACACCAUCUAGCCCAAAACUUCCCGAAACUGCGGAAGAUAUUCAAAUAGAGCUACGGAAGCAAGAAAGCUUGCUUACACAGAUUCAUGCCGAAAUGAAUGCUGGAUUUGUUUCCAAAAAACGAGAAGAACAGUUGUGGGAAGUGCAACGAAUUAUCACCCAGCUUAAGCGUAAGUUACGUAGUUUUGAGAAGCGACAGGAAAAGUCAAUUGAGGAAUCACAAACAGCCACAACAAAUGUAUUACAAAAUAUCAGUGAUACCACUGAUUCCAGCACCAUAAUUCAACGGGGGCAAAAUAUGUUCAAGGAAGUCGAUAAUAGCUUGGUGAACCAAAACAUGAAUAGUAGCCACACAGAAGAACAAGCUUCAAAUGUUGCUAAUAUUGAAUCGCCUGAAAUAACAAAGGCAAAAUCUUCCUUAACGCUUACGGUAAAAACACCAGUUAUACAGGAAGAAUCAGAAAAGGUUCCAGAACCGGAAGAAUCAUCGAUCAACGUAGAUGAUUCACAUCCUGAUGGUAUUUACAUUGAUGAAGAAUUGUCGUUCUUAAUGGUGCCUAAAACUCAUCCUGAUUAUUCUCAACUGAUUCGUCUGCAACUAGAAAAUCGUGAAUUACUUCUUUGGAAAGAACAAUUGCAAGCUCGUAUAACUGCUGAACGUGCCGAAGUCUUGCGACUUAAGCAGCAAUAUCAGCAGCAGAUUGCUGCAGCAGGCGCCAGUAAGAGUGAUAUUUCUAGUACAGCUUCUGUCAUUUCAGAUGAUGUUGCUGGAGGCGAUGAUGGUUAUGAAAAAAUAAUAGAGCACUAUGUACGAGAAAAUGCCCUGUUGGAACAAAAAAAAGAAAUACUUGCAAGAGAACUGUUUGAUGAAAGGCGCGAAUGCAUUACUAUGAAGGUUGAGUUGGAACUGCAAAACUUUUAAACAAACGAUUCAAUAAGUAGAUUUUCAUACACAGAUGUUAAAUUUUUAUUAUACAUCUAAAUUACGCACGUAUCAUUGUUAUAAAAUGUUUACUCUCUUUAUCUGUAGCAAUUUUAUCUCACAGCCAUACAGUAUAUCCUUUGAAUUUGUGAUUGCCUUCGAUUUUCUUUAACCUAUGUACAUAUAUAAAUAUAUACAUACAUACACAUAUAGAACAUAACAAAUAUACAAUUCACAAACUAAUUAAAAUUGCAAAACUGUAUUCUAUUUAUCUAUGUAUAUACCAUAAGAUCAUUAUUGAGAUUAUAAAUAUAAUGUUACAAAUACAAUAAAAUUAAUCGAAUAUUAAAAAAAUGUUUCAAUUAUUUGAUACAUAUAGAGAAAAAACGUUAACUUCGCUUGAACUGAAACUAUAAUACCUUCCAUAAAUGCAAAAGAUUUCGUGAAAAUACCUACAUACAUACAUAUGUAUGUAUUUAGAUCUUAGAGAACAGUCUAAUUAAAAUCAAUGCGUCUAAUUAGUGAACUGUCAAAGUCUGGUAUUUCAACUUAUUAAAUUUUACUCCAAAGAAUUGCAUGUACAUAUGUACAAUUUUAAAUAAUUAUUUAAGUAUAUACUAUUUGUAAUAUUAAAAAGCCGCCAACUUCAAGGGCUCUGAAUGUAAAUAAGUAUAUAGGAAAUAUGGAAACGUCAAAAGUUUAUCUAGUACAUAGUUCUUGAUUGCGCAGUCGCCGGCUUCUCUGCCGCGUAUGUCAAAUGUACCUUUCGUAUACUGAUAUAGUGUACAACAUGCUAUUGUUGUUGUUAUUGGGGCUUAGUCGACUUCGCCGCUUUCAUACUUGCAAAUUUAUUUUAGAAGGCAGAAAAGUUUCCACCAACGUGAGUGUUUGUGCAUAAUCAGCAGCCAGCGAAGCAGGAAAAGAUUGUUACGGAAGUCUUUAACUUUAUUACACAAAUCGAAAUGUUGAAGCAAGUAACCAAACAAUUGGUCAUCCAAUCCGUGAGGGGUUUUGCCACCACAAAGCAA